Staurois parvus is the source of this 894-nucleotide messenger RNA. The record is from the annotation of a GenBank genome assembly. Lineage: Eukaryota; Metazoa; Chordata; Amphibia; Anura; Ranidae.
ACUAAAAAAAAAUGUUUUGCCUUUAGAUAUGUUAGUGAUAAUGUAUAUAAAUAUUUGAAGCCUAAAUAUUGUAUUAAUUAUUUUUUAUCAUUGUAUUAUGCAGGGCCCUCAAAGAAAGUGCUUCACUUUGAAAUUUCCAAAGAAGGCAGUGAUUUAUUGAUAAUUCGAGAUGCAGAACUUUGGCUAUUUUUGAAACUGUCUAAAGCCAACCGAAGCCGGGCUAGAUUAACAAUACGUCUCUACCAGCAGCAGAGGGUUCAGAAGGAACACAGAGGAACCGAGUCAAGUAAAAAUGAAGUUCUGAUUGCUGAGAAAGUGGUGGACACAAAGAAAAGUGGCUGGCACACAUUCCCUAUAUCUGGGAGCAUCCAACGUUUACUGAAUCAUGGCAAGUCAUCUAUGGACAUUCGAGUGGUUUGUGAUCAGUGCCAAGAGUCAGGGGCAACGCCUGUCCUUCUCGAAGAAAAAGAACAGUCACAUAGGCCCUUCCUAAUGAUUGUUGCUCAGCAGACAGAUGAGCACCCACACAGAAGAAGGAAACGUGGCCUAGAAUGUGAUGGUAAAGUAAGCAAUUGCUGCAAAAAGCAAUUUUAUGUUAGUUUCAAAGAUAUAGGAUGGAGUGACUGGAUCAUAGCCCCGGGUGGCUACCAUGCCAACUACUGUGAGGGAGACUGCCCUAACCACAUUGCUGGGACUUCUGGUGCCUCCCUUUCAUUUCAUUCCACAGUAAUCCACCAGUAUCGAAUUAAAGGCCACAGCCCCUUCAACAACAUUAAAUCCUGCUGUGUUCCAUCUAAGUUGAGAGCUAUGUCCAUGCUCUAUUAUGACGAUGGACAAAAUAUAAUUAAGAAGGAUAUCCAGAACAUGAUUGUGGAAGAGUGCGGUUGCUCGUAA